AACACCAAACCUCAAAAAAAAUCAACAAUCAACAAAUUCAUUCUCAUCACAACAAACUUCUCUGAAUUUCCUUCUUCUCUUCACACCCAAAAAGUCAAUGGCUUCUUCUUCUUCUUCCCUUUAACACCCCAAAAAAACCCACCAUAAAAAUCCGAACUUUAUCACCAUACAACCUCGUUUCACCUCAAUGGAUCACCGGAGCAACACUCCCUCACUCCUCUUCCUAUUCACCUUGUUGGGUAUCUGCAUCUCGCUCGCUUCAUCGCAGGUUGAAGACGACGUGAGAUGCUUGAAGGGCAUCAAGGACACUGUCAAGGACCCCGGUAAUCGCCUCGAGACGUGGCGGUUCGACAACACCACCGUGGGUUUCAUCUGUGACUUCGUCGGCGUCGACUGCUGGAACCUCCGGGAGAAUCGAGUUCUGGGUUUGCAGCUUCAGGACUUCAAGCUUUCUGGUCAGAUCCCGGAGUCUCUGAAGUACUGUGGGAAGAAUCUGCAGAAACUGGUUCUUGGGUCGAACUCGUUUACCUCGGUGAUUCCAGCUGAGAUCUGUAGUUGGAUGCCGUUUUUGGUAACUAUGGAUUUGUCUGGUAAUGAUCUCUCUGGGCCUAUUCCAUCUACUCUUGUGAAUUGUUCUUAUUUGAAUGAGUUGGUGUUGUCUGAUAAUCAUCUUUCUGGUUCUAUUCCUUAUGAGUUUGGGAGUUUGGGUAGGCUUAAGAGGUUUUCUGUGGCUAAUAAUAAGCUUAGUGGGAGUAUUCCUGAGUUUUUCAGUGGGUUUGAUAAGGAGGAUUUUGCUGGGAAUAGUGGGUUGUGUGGGGGUCCUCUUUCUAAAUGUGGUGGGAUGAGUAAGAAGAAUCUUGCUAUUAUUAUUGCUGCUGGGGUGUUUGGUGCUGCUGCUUCUUUGCUUUUGGCUUUUGGGUUGUGGUGGUGGUAUCAUUUGAGGUUGAGUGGUGGUGGUGGUGGGAGGAGGAAAGGAGGGUAUGAGGUUGGGGGGGUUGAUGAUUGGGCUGUGAGGUUGAGGGGGCAUAAGCUUGCUCAGGUUACUCUUUUUCAGAAGCCGAUUGUGAAGGUGAAGCUUGGGGAUUUGAUGGCUGCGACUAAUAAUUUCAGUGCUGAGAAUGUUCUGAUUGCCACGAGGACAGGGACUACUUACAGGGCUGAUCUUUCGGAUGGCUCCACGCUCGCGGUGAAGCGGCUGAACACGUGUAAGAUUGGGGAGAAGCAGUUUCGGAUGGAGAUGAAUCGGCUAGGCCAAGUUAGGCAUCCGAAUUUGGCGCCUUUGCUGGGGUACUGUGUUGUGGAAGAGGAGAAGCUGCUGGUUUAUAAGCACAUGUCCAACGGGACUCUCUAUUCGUUGCUGCAUAAGAAUAACGAGUUGGAUUGGCCGAUGAGGUUCAGGAUAGGGUUGGGCGCGGCUAGGGGCCUCGCUUGGCUGCACCACGGGUGCCAUCCUCCGAUUAUACAGCAAAAUGUUUGUUCCAAUGUGAUUCUUGUUGAUGAAGAAUUCGAUGCGCGGUUAAUGGACUUUGGACUCGCAAGGCUUAUGACAUCGGACGCUAAUGGUAGUUUUGUGAAUGGGGAUCUAGGGGAGCUCGGGUAUAUCGCUCCGGAAUAUCCAAGUACUCUGGUUGCUUCAUUGAAAGGGGAUGUGUAUGGAUUCGGAGUUUUGCUUUUGGAGUUGGUCACGGGGUGCAAGCCUCUUGAGGUGAGCGCCGCCGACGAGGAAGAAUUUAAGGGUAGCCUAGUGGAUUGGGUGAAUAUGCAUUCUAGUUCCGGUAGACUCAAGGAUUGCAUUGAUAAAGCCAUAUAUGGAAGGGGACAUGAUGAGGAGAUUGUGCAGUUUCUGAAAAUCGCAUCUAAUUGUGUGCUUUCUCGCCCCAAGGAUAGGUGGUCUAUGUACCAGGUUUAUCAUGCGUUGAAGAAUUUAUCGAAAGACCACAGUUUCUCUGAACAUGAUGAUGAAUUUCCCUUGAUCUUUGGUAAGCCAGAAAAUGAACCAGCUUAGCUAUGGAUGGCAGUGUGGAAUAUGUAAAGGUAUUAAUGGUGGGGAUUUUGCAGAUUGAUCCUAAUGUUUAUGGUUUGAGCAUUUCAAUGGGUGACACUAAUCAGGUAUAGUUGUACUUAUAUGGUAUAAUAAACUUUAUGGUAGGUUAUGCAUGCGUUUUAUGAAAAUCUAUUUAUUUCUCUCUGUUGUACGAAGAUGCAACCUCAAAUGUGGUCCAAGAUAUUUGGAGCAUGGUUCGGAUUUGAAUCCUCUAAUAUUAUGUCCUUGAGAAAUUAAGAAAUGGAUGUUACUUGUGCUCUGUGAAGAUAUUUAAUCUUAGAUGAUUAAUUCAUCUAGAUCUUGUUUUUUUGCAAGUUUGAAGCAUUAAGGGCUUUUUGUUG
Lotus japonicus is the source of this 2385-nucleotide messenger RNA. RefSeq names its product inactive LRR receptor-like serine/threonine-protein kinase BIR2. Lineage: Eukaryota; Viridiplantae; Streptophyta; Magnoliopsida; Fabales; Fabaceae. The transcript has a single exon. Gene Ontology annotation, molecular function: protein kinase activity; protein binding; ATP binding. The record is from RefSeq and is a predicted model, not a curated record. The coding region runs from base 188 to 2005 and encodes 605 amino acids. Gene Ontology annotation, biological process: protein phosphorylation.